AUGAAUGUUACUAAAACAAAUAAUAGGGGUAAAUAUUUUCUUUCAUUCUAUUAUCUCGGCUUUUUUUUUCACUCUACAUUGAUUUUUGCUACGCUAUCUUCCUUCCUUCCUUCCCCCCCCCCUACCUUCCUUCCUUCCUUCCCCUCCUUCCUUCCUUCCUCCUCCCCCUUCCUUCCUUCCUUCCUUCCUUCCUUCCUUCCUUCCUUCCUUCCUUCCUUCCUUCCUGUUUUUUUCUUCCACCAAUGCAUUUCUUUUCGUUUCGUUUUUUUCUCUCUCUCUUUCUUUCUUUCUUUCUUUCUUUCUAUUUUUUCUUUUUUUUUUCUACGUGAACAUUAUUUUUCUUUUUUCCUAUUUCCUAUUUUCUCCCAUCUGCAUAUUAUUUUUCGUUUCGUUUCGUUUCGUUUCGUUUCGUUUCUUUCUUUCUUUCUUUCUUUCUUUCUUUCUUUCUUUCUUUCUUUCUUUCUUUCUUUCUUUCUUUCUUUGUUCUGUUUCCAUUUCUUUCUUUCUAUUUUCUAUUUUGUUUACCGUGUAUAUUCUUUUUCGUUUUCUUUCUUUCUUUCUUUCUUUUUUUCUAUUUUCUAUUUUUCUUCAACGUGUGCAUUCUUUUUCGUUUCCUUUCUUUUUUCCUUUCAUUCUUUUUCUUUUGUCUCCAUUUCUUCCUUUUUUUUCUUCCUUUGUAGUUUUUAUUUUCCUUCAACGUGUACAUAUUUUUCGUUCUCUUUAUUUUUAUUUUUAUCUGGGGGGGGGAGAGUAGCAUUUUCUCUUUUUCUCUCAACUGUGCCUUAUUUUUUACUUUCAUUUUCUCUCUAUCUCACUUGA
Molecule: messenger RNA, 819 nt
Organism: Acanthosepion pharaonis
Lineage: Eukaryota; Metazoa; Mollusca; Cephalopoda; Sepiida; Sepiidae
Source: the annotation of a GenBank genome assembly